AUGAAUUUGUGGUACAUUGAAGCAGUCACUUGCAUAGCAAUUUUUUUCGUCAUCAAUUUAAUACUUUGCCUCAAAUACAUCAGAAACUGGAGAAUUGAACGAAUAUUUCUUGCAACACUGCUUUUACUAUGGUCGGCAGAAGUCUGCUUGGUAGAUUGCACAGUCAUUAGUUUAAAUUGUUCGUAUUUAUUCAUAAUCACUUUUCUGGAGGAUUUAUUAGUGAUUAUUUUAUUCUGCAUGAGAAGAAGGUUGAAAAUCAUUGUGGCUAUCAUACUGGCGGUUUUAUCGAUAGUUUGCGCAGUUGUUGCGGUAGUUUUGACGUUCAUACCUUGGUAUGAGGAUCUCUGCAAAAUGCUGGUGGUCGCCUUUCUCAACACGUCCAUGUGUUUGAUUACACUGCUUGUUGCCAACAAGCUCAAAUCAUUUCUAUAUCAUACGUCAACGUGACACAAUGUAUUGCUAGCGUGUUUGCCUGAUAUGUGAUUUCUUGUAACUCGAGCAACAUUUUUCGAAUAUGUAAAUGAAGGAUUUUUCAAAUGGCAGAUAUUCAAUAGAAACAAAACUCCUA
Molecule: messenger RNA, 568 nt
Organism: Trichobilharzia regenti
Lineage: Eukaryota; Metazoa; Platyhelminthes; Trematoda; Strigeidida; Schistosomatidae
Source: the annotation of a GenBank genome assembly